AUACAGAUGGCAUGUGUGGUACUGCUGAGACUUUCUAUAAAAGACUAUUGGGACAGAAGGAUAAUGAAGUUGAGGCUUGUAGUAUUGAGGAUAUGCGUAAUAUCUUGCAGUCUCAUGUUGUUGAGGGACAACAUGAGUGGUUAAUCCGACCUAUCUCCGAGGAGGAAGUGAAGAAUACUCUAUUUGGUUUUAAAGGUGAUAAAAGCCCUGGCCCAGAUGGCUUUCCUGCUUGUUUCUUUCAGUCUGCCUGGCACAUUGUUGGCCCUAAAAUCACCGAGGCUGUGAAAUACUGCCUCUUAGUGUGUUCUCUUCCCACAGAUACUAAUUCCACACUCUUAGCAUUGAUCCCUAAGACUCAGAACCCAGAGGAAAUGAAGUUUUUUAGACCUAUUUCUUGUUGUAAUACACUGUAUAAGUGUAUUUCCAAGAUAAUUGCAAAUCACCUUAGUUCAAUUUUGCCUUCCUUGAUAAGUAACAACCAGACUGCUUUUAUAAAAGGAAGAGUAAUUGGUGAGAACAUUCUGUUGGCACAUGAGUUAGUCCAGAAGUAUCAAAGAAGUGAUAUAUCCCAGUGCAGUAUAGUUAAGGUUGAUAUAAUGAAGGCUUUUGAUUCGGUGGAUUGGGAUUUUUUUAUUACAGUCUUAAAAGCAAUGAAUUUCCUUGAUUUGUUUGUGAAGUGGAUUGUUAUGUGUGCGACUAAUCCUAAGUUGAGUGUAGGGUUUAAUAGUGGACUUGUGGGAUAUUUCUCGGCUUGUAAAGGAUUGAGGCAAGGGGGCCCUCUGUCCCCUUACUUAUUUGCUGUAUCAAUGGAAAUCCUGUCAUGUUUAAUGGGGAAAGCGGUUAAGGAAGGUCAAAUGCCAUUCCAUCCGAUGUGGAAGAGACUGGGGUUGACACAUUUGAUGUUUGCUAACGAUUUGUUAUUAUUCUCUGAUGGCUCAAAUCAUGGUAUUCAAUGUAUUCAGAAGGUGUUGGGGGAAUUCAGAAGAAUCUCUGGUCUUAAGUCCAACCCUGAAAAAUGUGAACUGUUUUGUGGGGGUCUUCCUAUUGAAUGGCAAAAACAUAUGGCUCUUAAUGCAGGGUAUAAACUGGGAACGCUUCCUAUCAGGUAUCUGGGAUUGCCUCUUAUCCCUGGCAAAUUAUCUAUUAAGGCUUGUAAGCCUCUGUUGGAUAAGAUUACUGGGAGGAUACAUAGUUGGAAAACUAAAUUCCUUAGCUAUGCUAGGCGUUUACAACUUAUUAUCUCAGUGCUUGCUAGCUUGACUCAGUUUUGGAUGGCGGUGUUUAUUCUGCCUAAGAGGGUUAUUAAGGAAGUUGAACGAUUGUGUAGUGAUUUCUUGUGGGGAGUAGGUGAGGAGGGGAAGAAGAAGGCUACGGCAUCUUGGAAAUACAUUGCGCUCCCCAAAAAUGAAGGUGGUUUGGGUAUUCGUGAUCUAGUGAGUUGGAACUUUGCAUGUGUAAUUAGACACAUUUGGCUUAUCCUCCUGCACCAGGGUUCAUUAUGGGUUGCAUGGCCGAGGGAAUAUAGGAUAAAGCAGCAUGAUUUCUGGACAUUCCAAUCCAAAGCAGGGUCUUGGCUAUGGUUAAAACUGUUGAAGAAUAGAGAUAGAAUAAGUCAAUGGAUGUCAAUAAAUAAUGGUGAGGUUAUAUGGUCUGGUAAAGUUAUGCAGAGAUACAAGAUUCAAAUGGUGUGGGAUGUGUUCAGGCCUAAGGAUGUACCUGUUCCAUGGUAUUCUCUUGUGUGGAAAGGACUCUCCCCUCCAAGGGAUAAAUUCAUUGUUUGGAUGAUUGUAAAAAAUUAUAUAGUCACCUGUGACAAGGUGGCUAGAUGGGGUGGAAGAGGCCCUCUCUCGUGUGUGUUCUGUUCCUGUGCUUUGGAGACUAGAGCGCAUCUGUUUGGUGAAUGUGUGGUUUACAAAGAGCUGUAUGCAGGUUUGCUUGCCAAGGAAUUCCCCAGAACUCCUUCUGAUGAUUGGGACGUUGAGUUGCAGUGGGCUGUAUCACAUCUUCGAGGAAAGUAGGAGCGUGCUCAAGCUAUUAGGGCGAUUUGGAGAUCUAUAGUCAGUUCCAUCUGGAGAGAAAGGUGUCACUUGAAGUUUGGCGGGACAAGGAGAAGGUUUCAAGAGUUGAUUGUUUGUAUACCAAAAGAUCUUUCUGUCUUGUUUCCCUUUGUACUUAUUGAUAGUUUCUGGGACUAGUCAGCUUAUGGUGCCCUUGGUUCAGUUAUAGGUUCUUUCGUUGUUUUUUUUUUUUUUGCUAAAGGUAGAGUUGUUAAGUUGUGGUUGAGAACGCAAGAAAAAAUGACUUAGUUGGCAGGGGUGUUGCCAUCAGUUUUGCAGGUUUUUUGAUGAUAUAAAGCUUACCAAUUCAUAAAAAAUAAAAAAAUUACGACCGAAAUAAAAAACUGAUAAAACUAUUAAAGGACAAUAAGACAU
Messenger RNA from Linum trigynum, 2432 nucleotides. The record is from the annotation of a GenBank genome assembly. NCBI's taxonomy places the organism in Eukaryota, Viridiplantae, Streptophyta, Magnoliopsida, Malpighiales, Linaceae.